GGCACUUAACAAAAUGAUCUUGAAAUAUUGAUGUCUUAGAAUAUGUCUCCAAUAUUUGCACAUUUCAAGUUUUGUGUCGACCAGCGUUGACUGUUUAUUUAUUUACUAUUUUCCAAGCGUUGUGGUUUCUUUUACGAUGACUUACGAUAUGUCUGAUAUUUUAGAUCUUCACCUAAAACCCUAUGUGAAAGUAAAAGCCAAGUUACUGAAAAAAGACACUGGACAAAAAAGAUGCACUGCCGAACAUUUCACAAUAGACCCUCAGACUAUCAAUUACAUUAAACUCAGAAACCAAUUAGCACGCCUUUUUAGUAUUGAAGGAGAGUUCACAAUUAAUUUUAAAAAGGACAAGGCAUACAUUCCUCUGACAUCUGAUUGGGAUUUAGAUGGAGCCAUCUCGGAAGCAUCUAAACCAUCUCUUUGCCUCACAGUCGAGUUACAGAAAAUCGAUAAAACAUUAGAAGAGUGGGAUAUCAUCUGCCCAGCUGACAUAAUUAAUAUGGACGACGAAGAAAAUUUCCGAAGUUGCCAAGAAAGAAAAAGUCUUGCAGGCUCCAUAAUCAGUCAUAUGGAAUCAGCUAUGAUGAGGUUCCAACGAGCAUUCAGUAUAGAUUACAGCAAUGGCGCAAUGGUUAAGCCGCCGAUGGAUGAUGCCGAAUAUAAUAGUUUACUGGAUAAAGAUGGCAGAGUGGUCAACAACCGUGAGCUUCACAUGUCCGUCUUCAGAGGGGGUGUGGAACCGUCCAUGCGGCCAGUGAUUUGGAAACAUUUGCUCAAUGUUUUUCCACAAGGCCUUACACUGCAAGAGAGGAACAGCUAUUUGAGCUCCAAGUGUGAAGAGUAUUAUCAAUUGAGAUACCGGUGGCAACAUUUAAUGCGAGCAGGGACGAUACCAGAUGUCCUGCAAGAUAUCACUACCAUGGUCAGGAAAGAUGUCAGAAGAACAGAUCGCACAGAAAAAUUUUAUUCCGGUUCAGAUGACAACAACAACGUAAGAGCGUUAUUCAACAUUCUGACGACAUACGCUGUAAACCACCCCAGUGUAUCGUACUGCCAAGGAAUGAGUGAUCUCCUUUCUCCAAUCCUGUACAUCAUGAAAAAGGAAUCUGAAGCAUACGUUUGUUUCUGCGGCCUCAUGAAGAGAACAAGAACGAACUUUAAACUAGAUGGACGUGCCAUGAAAAUGAAAUUUCGUCACUUGCAGAAAAUGGUGAGAUUUUAUGAUCCUGAACUAUUUCACUAUCUUGAAGAACAGGAGGCCUUAGACCUCUUAUUUUGUUAUCGCUGGCUGCUAUUGGACUUGAAACGUGAAUUCCCUUACCAAGAAAUGUUGGGUAUGAUGGAAGUUUUAUGGGGAUCCCUACCACCAAGACCACCUCAAAAUAAUCUGGAAUUAUAUGAUGUGAAGUUUCCAACAGAAGAAAUCUGCAACGCACUCAAAGAUCGAACUACAGCAAAGGAUUACUUGAAGUUAGAUGAAGGGCAUUUUGCAUCGAACCAUGACGUGAAUUCCCUAUCUCAAUCAGUAUCGAAUAAUGCAAGAAAUGAAGAAAUUAAGAAAUGGCAACUCCGAGUUCGAAGAGAAUCAAUGGCAAGAAACUUGGAUUUCAAUGACAGUUCUUGUGAAGGUGAUAUAAAGCUUCCUAUUCAUUACAGAAAAAGAAAAUUUCGUUCUUAUAUAACUGGAAAGUUGUAUAGACUAAACAAGCAUUCACAAUCCUCUCCACUUACAGUGAGAUCGUGUAAGAUACCCGAGAGGAAGAAAUCGCUUCAACCUGAAAUCUGUCAGAGUUGGUCUUGUGGUGAAGUUUUCGAGGAAAGACCAAAAGUAAGGGAAGCUUUGCAUGAAGCCAGAGAUUUCUUGCGAAACCAAUGGUGCUAUUCCAACACUGUCAAUGAAAUUCAAUUAAACAACUGGCUGAAUGGCAAGCAGUUCGAAAUCAAAUCUUGUGCAGUCGGGGGACGAGACAUCGACGAAGAAAUUGAUGACGUCAACAAUAGACAAAGGCAUGGAAGCAGCGAUUCCAACUAUAGUACAAUCUCAGAAGACCUUUCGGAUGUGGAAGAAGAAAGCAGACCACCUUCCAGAUCUCGUCGAAGCCACAGUGAAGGUUACAUGUCAGAUGAUGAUUCUAAAGAGGCUUCCACGCUGGCUGAUGAUGAAGAUGAUGCCUAUGAAUCCGAUGAUGAUUAUGGAGAGUAUUCUGUCGAUGCUGAUGAUUUUAUGGACUCCAUGGCUGGUCGCCAGUACGAAGAAGUUGAAACAUACUUCGAUAGAAAGAAGGAAAUGUUACCUCCUCCCCAUGUUCUGGGGGAUGGUAAUCCUUUCCUACUUUUUAUGUGCAUUGCCAUGAUCAAAUGCCAUAGAGAGGAAAUCUUGAAACAGAGAUACGAUUUUAACGAAUUGGCGAUACACUUCGAUAGGUACGUAAGAAAGCACAAGGUGAUGAAAGUUCUUCCUGAUGCACGCAGUAUGUUUACAGAUUACCUCAACAUGGGUUGGGACGUUGAGGAUAAAGGAGAAAUGAGCGACGACCUCGAUUCCUAAAUUUCAAAACUGGUAGGACAUUUUUAAGAUUCCUGUGGAAUUCAUAUUAUUUCACUACUUAUCUCAGUAAUGGAUCUCAUUUGAAUAUACACAAGUGUCUCUCUGACUGAAAAAAAGUACUUUAGAUUUGAUAUAUAAUGUAAAUUUUUUCUCUCUGAAUAUCUUGUAUACCGGUGCAUGCAUUAUUGAACAUUUGUGAUAUGGCUGAUUUUCGAUAUUUUUUACGCUUUGACUAUAAGAACGAAGUUUCAUUUAAACAUAAAUAUUAUGUAAUGUUUAUAUAAUUUCAUAAUUUUAUUAGCUAGUUUGACUAAAACAUCUAUCAUAGUACUUGUUUUCCAGUGACCUCAGUGUGUCAUAUGCUAUCUAAUAGCAAUAUAAAUUUCCUGGUGAAUUGUGAUAAUUAAUGUGUAUAUGUGAUUGUAAAUAAGUAAAACUGUUUCUACAUUCCAAUUAACAUUCAGAUAAUUUUCUGAUUUACAGAAAAUAAUGAGUAUUAUAUAUAAUAUCAGUAUCGAUAUUUUAUAAUAUCUGUAAUUUUAUUUGAAAUUAAAUCUUCAACAAUGCUUCACGGCCAUUUUAAAUGUAGUAUAAAAUAUGAAUUUCGAUGCAUGAAUGGUUUCGAAUUUUUUUUUUUUAUUUAUGAGUGACUGAGUCAAUGAGUGAUGUGUUUCUAAAAGCUCCCAUUAUGCAGAGUAGCUUGUUUUAUUUUCAUACAUAUUGUAAGUUUCGUCGGAAUGUUGUGUUUGCGCAUGGAAAGUGUGUAUUGUUAUCGUUUGUUUUGUUAUGUUUUUAAGUUUUUUUUGUUGUGAAUGCUGCUGGAAUGCAUAAGUAAAGCAUUUUGUACGCACUGUUUACCGCACAUGUUUUUAUAAGGAACUUGAUAUAAGCAUUUUAUUGUGUCAAUUUUUAUGAAUCCAUCGUAGUUCUGUCCCUGUUAAAAAACAUUAGAAAUAUAGAAAAUUGAAUUUUAAA
Messenger RNA from Argiope bruennichi, 3523 nucleotides. Its product is annotated as TBC1 domain family member 25-like. The coding region runs from base 137 to 2548 and encodes 803 amino acids. NCBI's taxonomy places the organism in Eukaryota, Metazoa, Arthropoda, Arachnida, Araneae, Araneidae. The transcript has 6 exons. Gene Ontology annotation, molecular function: GTPase activator activity. Gene Ontology annotation, cellular component: autophagosome. Gene Ontology annotation, biological process: regulation of autophagosome maturation; activation of GTPase activity. The record is from RefSeq and is a predicted model, not a curated record.